This is a messenger RNA of Hylaeus volcanicus, 544 nucleotides long. RefSeq names its product nuclear receptor 2C2-associated protein. Lineage: Eukaryota; Metazoa; Arthropoda; Insecta; Hymenoptera; Colletidae. The transcript has 3 exons. Bases 134 to 541 code for a protein of 135 amino acids. The record is from RefSeq and is a predicted model, not a curated record.
UUUGCAAUUUCACAAUAAUUCGCGUCUAAUAUACAUGAAUGGAAUAAAUUCUAAAUAAAGUGAUAAGUGAUAAAUGUAAUUAACUAUCUAAAGCUGCAUUACGUAUAAAUUGUUAAAUUAUUGUCUUUAUAGUAUGACUUGUUUAUUAUCACAAAAUAAAUUUGAAUGCUGGGUUAGUUCAGUAUUAAAUAAAAAUAACCGACUAUAUGGAAAGAAGCACAUGUUUGAUAAUUGUUCUGAAACAUGUUGGAAUUCCGAUGCGGGAACUCCACAAUGGGUAGUUAUUGAUUUUGAACAAGAGUGCAGUCUAAGUUCAUUUGAAAUUGAAUUUCAGGGUGGAUUUGUUGGCAAAGAUUGUCAUAUAGAAGCUGGUAAUAAAGAAAUUCAAUUACUUGAAUCAUUUUAUCCAGAAGAUAAAAAUAUAGUACAAAGGUUUACUUUAAAACAACCAAAGAAAGCAAAAAUCUUUAAAUUUGUAUUUAAUGAAAGUACAGAUUUCUUUGGUAGGAUAAUAAUAUACAAAUUAUCUUUGUAUUCAUAAAUU